This is a messenger RNA of Corticium candelabrum, 1581 nucleotides long. RefSeq names its product transmembrane protein 104 homolog. Bases 1 to 1581 code for a protein of 526 amino acids. Lineage: Eukaryota; Metazoa; Porifera; Homoscleromorpha; Homosclerophorida; Plakinidae. The transcript is spliced from 3 exons. The record is from RefSeq and is a predicted model, not a curated record.
AUGCAAGCAAAACAGUACAGCUCUCUUGUCGCCUUCCUCUAUUUCCUCAACAACAACAUCAGCGGCGGAUUACUGGCAGUGCCAUUCGUUUUCUACCACGCCGGACUACUUUUCGGGUUGCUGCUGCUUGCAGUAGUCACUGCACUAACGAUACCACCUCUUAUAUGGACGCUCGAGACGAUGGCAAGAGCUCAAGUUGGAGGCCAUCAAUUGUGUACAUGCAUGAUGUCUAAAGAGGAUGCAAAAAAUACGGAGAUUAAAGCAUUGGAGGAUAGUGGGAGACGCAUGGUGCUUGAAUCGAUGCCAAGAUAUGAUAUUAGGAGUGAGAGGAAGUUCGAGGUGGACGAACUGUGUCGCAUGUUUCUUGGUGUUAAGACCAGUUUGCUGUACGGAUGGUCAGUUGUGUUAUGGUGUCUGUUGUCCAUGUGGUAUUAUGUCACCGUGGCCGCAAGCGCUUGGGCUGCUCACAUACCGUUUAGCUCACAGCAAUGCUCAGACGACGACUUCCGUCUCAUGCUGCAUCCGGACGGACCCUGCUGGAACACGUACACUGUCUGCGUUCUGCUAUUUGGUGUUGUUGCUGUACCCAUUUCUAUGAUGGAGCUUACAGAGCAAAAAGUCAUUCAAGUGGGUCUGAGUCUGGUUCGUCUUCUGGCCGUUAUCCUCAUGGUCGGAUACUGCACUAUAUCUCUCUUUUCCAACCAGACAGAUGAGAAGUACGACGGGCAUGAAAUCCAGCAGAACGUGUGGCUCAGAGUCGAUCUGAUUGGUGGCAUGUCUGUCGUUCCUGUUGUCUCACACGCCCUCUCGUGCCAGUCCCUCAUUCCAUCAUUCGUGCAGCCUGUUGCGAACAAAAGGAAUCUGCACUGGCUCUUGGCUGCUGCUGUUUUUACCUGCGCUUCUGUGUACGGUAUCGUGGGUGUGACUGUUGCAUCACACUUUAAAGAUCAACUCGUGGAAACGAGCACUCUCAGUUGGGUGCCUCUAAUGGCUAGCAGCUAUCCUGUAGUCGCCCGAAUGAUUUCCUAUUUCAUUGUUCUUUAUCCUUCACUAGUUAUGUUGUCGGCCAUGCCCCUCUCUGCUGUUGCCUGCAGCAAUUACAUCAUCAGUUUGUGCCAAAAAAAGUCGGGAGGUGAAGAGACAAAAACUGCAACAAGGAGAGUUAUUCGAUUUUGUGUUGUCGUGGUGCCACUCGUUCUUGCCAUUUUUGUGAGCAAUCUGGUGGUAGUCUUGACGUAUGGUGGACUUGCUGGAUACUUUAGCACACUCAUCAUACCCGGGCUUUUAGUGAUGAGGUCACGUGACAUGUGUUACAAAGUCUUCGCCUCCAAACAACACAAGAAUUCCGCAGAAAAAGUAAAGACAGAGACUGAUAAUCGAAUGGAUGUUGUGGUUGUGUGGGACGAGUGGAAAAAAUCGAAGAGUGUAUGCAGGGCGCAAAUCGUGUCUGACAUUACUGUGACUCCAUACACUAGCCUUCUCAGUCAACGAGUUGUUGUGUGGAUAAUACUGGCUUUUUCUGUAAUAACCAUAGCGAUUACAGUCAGUAGUAGUAUCAAUUAUCUGCGUCACAACACCUGA